Messenger RNA from Tetrahymena thermophila SB210, 1716 nucleotides. RefSeq names its product outer dynein arm docking complex protein, putative. The transcript is spliced from 10 exons. NCBI's taxonomy places the organism in Eukaryota, Ciliophora, Oligohymenophorea, Hymenostomatida, Tetrahymenidae. The record is from RefSeq and is a predicted model, not a curated record.
AUGAAACCAAUUAAUGUAAAUUCCACUUCUCAGAACUUUAUGUUAAAUCCAAUAGUCCCACAGACUGCUAAAAGCGCUCAAGAGCACAAAUCUUAAAAAUCUAGAGAUGGACAUAUGCAAAGGAGCAUGUAUGGUAGUCAAAUGAUUGGAAGUAAAAUAGCAAAGUUAUAAGAUACUGGAAAUUUUUAUGCAAAAAAAAUCGAGUAGGAAACAGUGAGGCUCGAACACAUAGAAAAAGAAAUUGAGAAAACAGAAAAAAUCUUGCAAGAUAAGAGAAAAGAUAUUAUGAAUAAGAAGAAAUCGACUAGCGACAGCGAUCCUUAUGUCUUAUAAAAAAAGAUAAAAUCUAUGCAUAUGAAAUUAGAUUAUUUAAAAAAGAAAUACAACGAAUCAUUGGCCAAUAAUGAUUCAUUAAAAGAUGAAAUAAAUCAUCUUAGAAGGGAAAAGAAUAUUUUUGAUAAUAUUUACAUAGAACUAAAGCAAGAAUUGCAUGAAAAAAAAGAAUAACUUAAAAAAGUACUUUAGGAAUCUCAAAAUGCAAAAGAAGAAAUUGAAAAGGGUAAACAAAGACUUGAAAAAUAUAAAAUAGAAGCUGAUAUUGAAAAAAAGAAAUUUGAAAAAGAGUUUGAAAGCGUUUAUUAAACAGCAUCUGACACUGAGAACAGAGACGAAAGGUUAAAAGAAAAGUUCAUACUAGGAUCUAAUAAGCAGUAAUAAUCCCAAUACUAAGAUAACUCCAGAAGCCCAUCUCCUUUCGACAGAAGUGCGUACGAUUUUGAUAAUUAUAAAAUGAUAUCUGCAGGAGCAACAGGAAUGAGCACAACCAAAAAGAAAGACAAAAAUAAGAGAAACUAAGAAAAGGAAAACAUGCAUUUAGAGAAUUUAAAAUAAGAAGUAGCUCAAUAUGAAGAUAUAUUUAAAAGGUUGAUGGAAGAAACAGGAACUUAAGAUAUGUCUAAAAUAGUGAAAACAUUUGUCGAUUAUGAAAAUGAAAACUAUUCUUUAUUUAAAUAUAUAAACACUCUUAGAGAUGAUACUGAAACGCUUAUGCAAUAGAAAAAGCAGCUUUAAUAACAAAUAGAUAUGUAUAAAAAUAAACCAUAACAAUACAGAUAAGAGCCAAAGACAAUUAAGUUUAUGGAAUUAAAAAAAGAGCUAGAAACAAUAGAGUAAUAAAAAGAAAAAUACAAAAAAAAGCAUGAAACUGUUUAAUCUUAAUUGGAUACUUUGAAAAAAAAUAUUCCUGUUAUGUUUGAAAACAUAGGUUGUUUAGAUAAAGAGUAUUUAAAAGAAAUACCUAAAAAUAACGAUGGAACAUUGUAGGAAAUAGAUGACAGUAAUAUGCUUCUGUACUUAGCGGCUAUAGAAAGAAGAACAAAUGAUUUGUUAUAACUUUAUAAUGAAAUUUAUAAAUAGAAAUCCUCUUAGGUUGAAACAAAAUCUAAAAUAGCAGCAGAAGAAAGCAAUAUAUCCAGCUCACAUUUCAUUUAAAAAAAUAUCAAAUUUGAUGAUUUAGAUACAGUUUUAAUACCGUUGGGCGAUGAAUUUAAAAAUAAUUAUGACAAAAUUAAGGAAGAAAAAAGGAACAAAGAGUAUCAAAUAGUUAAUGAGAUUAUAAAAGAGAAAAAUUUCAUGGAGUUAAAAGACUUUUAAGAAAAUGCAAAAAAUGAAUUCAAAAAAAUAUAAUCUAAAUAAAAAAUAAUUAAAAAAAAAUGA